This is a messenger RNA of Candoia aspera, 2460 nucleotides long. RefSeq names its product potassium channel tetramerization domain containing 13 (gene KCTD13). The coding region runs from base 160 to 1173 and encodes 337 amino acids. The transcript has 7 exons. Gene Ontology annotation, biological process: protein ubiquitination; negative regulation of Rho protein signal transduction; protein homooligomerization. Lineage: Eukaryota; Metazoa; Chordata; Lepidosauria; Squamata; Candoiidae. The record is from RefSeq and is a predicted model, not a curated record. Gene Ontology annotation, cellular component: Cul3-RING ubiquitin ligase complex. Gene Ontology annotation, molecular function: ubiquitin-protein transferase activity; protein binding.
CGAGGCCGCGACGGUGCGCUUAGGAGCAUGCGCACUGUCACCCUCCGCUCCUCUUUCUCGGGUUGAGGCAUCCUGGGGAGCUAUUGCCCCAGAGUCCAGGCGGGGCUGAAGGGGAAGGGCCUGGCUUGAGCCCACCCUGCUCCCCUGGGGGAGGUGGCUAUGUCAGCUGAGGCCACAACAGAUCACGCCCCACCCCUGGAGAAUUGCGCUCCGCUGGUCCCAACCCAGCACCGACAAGAUGGCAGGGGUGGGGUAACCGAGGUGACUUUGGACCUCAAGCCUCUGAACCCCAGCAGCAAGUAUGUCAAGCUGAAUGUGGGAGGGUCCCUGCAUUAUACCACCGUGCAGACCCUGACGAAGCAAGAUACUAUGCUCAAGGCAAUGUUCAGUGGCCGAAUGGAAGUGCUCACAGAUAGUGAAGGUUGGAUCUUGAUUGACCGAAGUGGCCGCCAUUUUGGAACUAUUCUGAAUUAUUUGCGGGAUGGCUCAGUAUCCCUUCCAGAGUCCCAGCGGGAGCUGGAGGAAGUGUUGUCUGAAGCCCGAUAUUAUCUGAUCCAAGGUUUGGUUGAGGACUGCCAGCUUGCAAUACAGCAAAAGAGUGAAGCCUAUGACCCACUCUGCCAUAUCCCCAUGGUGACGUCUCCCAAGGAGGAGCAGCAGAUCAUCUCAAGAUGUUCCAAGCCUGUGGUGAAGUUACUGCAUAACAGAAGUAAUAACAAGUAUUCCUAUACAAGUAACUCUGAUGACAACUUACUGAAGAAUAUUGAACUGUUUGACAAACUAGCUCUGAGGUUCAAUGGACGGGUGCUUUUCAUCAAAGAUGUUCUUGGAGAUGAGAUCUGCUGCUGGUCAUUCUAUGGGCAGGGCCGCAAGAUUGCUGAGGUUUGCUGCACUUCCAUCGUCUAUGCCACCGAAAAGAAGCAGACCAAGGUCGAGUUUCCCGAGGCCCGGAUCUUUGAAGAAACGCUGAAUAUCCUGAUCUAUGAGAUGCCACGGGUGCCAGACAAGGCCCUCCUAGAGGCCACUGGGGGAGUUGCAGGUGGGGGCGGAGGCCCCCUCCGCGCUGGUGAUGAGGAAGACGGGCGGGAGCACCGCGUCCGACGCAUCCAUGUUCGCAGACACAUUAUGCAUGACGAACGCCCUCACGGCCACCAGGCUGUUUUCAAAGACUGAUCCAGCCUUGUUUCCAGGGUCCUCAUCGCUCCAGCUCUUCAGUGCCAAAGGAGGACCCGCUUUUUUCUUUUGAGAUUUCAUCCCGAGGUCUCCUCUAUAGUGUUCAUGUCCUUUCUAAGUCCUCCCCGUUUGGGGCUGUUUUUUUUUUCGUUUUUUUUAAUUUUUGCUGUUUCCUUACAUUAUAACUAAUUUGAGCCCCCAUUCCCACUUACUUUUGUUGUGACAAUAAAAGGCCUUGGUCUGCCCUGUAAUUUACUGAUACGUUCUAAUGAAUUGAUUUUCUUUAAUACUUGAGUCUUAAUACCGGGUUUUCUCUCCUCAGCCAGCCCAAUCUCUGUCUCGUAAUCCUCACGGUACACACAAAUUGAGAUUGUGGUCCUCUCUUCACAACACCUUUGAUCUGAAUGCCUUCCUUUCAGAAUGGAGACUCCCAUGUACCUAUAAUUUAACCUUCUCUAGCCUGAUGGCAUUACGGUUCUCAAAAGGCUGCUGUAGCCUUUAGGAUCCCUGGAACGUUGUUAAUACCCAAGUAGUUAUAUGUGGGUCAAACGCAUAAGUCAAAAUAGUCAAAAUUUUUCCAUUUUUCCUUGUACUUUUAAUAACCGCCAUUUUGGAACCCAGUCAAUCUAUUUUUCAAUUUCUUUCUCAGCUGUCUGAGGCAGGGUGCUAUCUAGACGAGGAUGGUAACAUUAACUAAUUCUCCAGUCUAGAUUUUAGUGGAUUCUUCCCACUUUGUCCUUCCCCUUCUGUCAUAUAAACUGAAGUAUCUCCACCCACUCACAAUAUAAGGUAUGAUCUUUCAAAAUGCAGGUUUGCUGCGGGCUUCUGGCCACAAUCACAUGCAAGAUUUGAUGGAAAGUUCUCCAUUUAUUUGGAACGCCACACAUGCUUUAUGCUAUAUAUGCCACCCCUGUCCAGCCUCCCACAAUAUUUGAACUCCCCUUCUAUUUUCUGUGGUGAAUGGUGCGCGGUUUCACAUUAGAUGUGGCAAACUGUACGACAGGCUCUCCUGCAGCCCCUUAAUCCAGCAAUUUGAUGGAAUACAUUUUGAUAUUCCCAAUACUGGCAAGAGAGAGUGAGUUGAGAUUGUAAUGAACCAAUGGGUUUUCUCAAGUGUUCCUGCCCCCCUCCCCCAAACCUCUUUCUUUUUCGGUAUAUCCUCCCCUCCCUGGAGGAGGUCACCUUGAAUUAAUUAUUGUAAUUUUGUAUUUGCAUAAUUUAUUUUAAAUUGUGGGUUUUUUUCUAUUAAAUUAUUGUAAUAAAAUUUUCUGCAUUAAAAAUAAUAAA